AUGUCCGAUUCCAAAGCACUCCAAGAGGAGGCUGAACACCCCCGUUCCGUCUCUCUGAAAACCACCGACGAUGUCAACCGCAUUGAGGCGCCUGUAACAUGGAAAGCGUAUUUGAUGUGCGCUUUUGCUUCAUUCGGCGGCAUCUUCUUCGGCUAUGACUCAGGUUACAUCAAUGGAGUGCUCGGAGCAGACAUCUUCAUUCGGGCAGUCGAAGGCCCAACUGCAGAUGCUCUUAGCUCCUCGCACCAAUCGCUCAUUGUGUCAAUCCUGUCCGCUGGCACCUUUUUCGGGGCUCUUAUCGGCGGCGACAUGGCAGAUUUCAUCGGUCGCAAGUGGACCGUCAUCAUGGGCUGUAUGAUUUACAUGUUCGGUGUCGUUAUCCAAAUGAUCACCGGAGAAGGCGAUGCCCUAGCUGCGAUAGUGGCCGGCCGCCUCAUCGCCGGUAUUGGGGUCGGUUUCGAAAGUGCCAUUGUGAUCCUUUACAUGAGUGAGAUUUGCCCCAGAAAAGUCCGCGGAGCCCUCGUUGCCGGCUACCAAUUCUGUAUUACCAUUGGUAUCAUGCUUGCUUCCAUCGUCGUCUACGCAACCGAGGAUCGACAGGAUACGGGCUCUUAUCGAAUCCCCAUCGCCAUCCAGUUCGCGUGGGCCCUUAUUUUGGCCGGUGGUCUCCUCACCCUGCCCGACUCACCACGCUAUUUCGUCAAAAAGGGCCGCCUCGAGGAUGCCGCCAUCUCGCUGUCGAAACUCCGCGGCCAGCCCCGCGACUCCGAUUACGUUCAGAUCGAGCUAGCUGAGAUCGUUGCCAAUGAGGAAUACGAGCGGUCCAUCAUCCCCUCUAGCGGCUGGUUUUCCAGCUGGGCCAAUUGCUUCAAGGGGGGCUUGAGGGUGCAGAAAUCUAACCUGCGCAGAACCAUCUUGGGCACGUCUCUGCAAAUGAUGCAACAAUGGACUGGUGUCAAUUUCAUCUUCUACUAUUCGACCCCUUUCCUUCAGAGCACGGGGGCCAUCGACAACACGUUCCUCAUCUCACUCAUCUUUACCUUGGUCAAUGUAUGCAGCACACCACUUUCGUUCUAUACGGUUGAGAAGUUUGGCCGUCGUCCGCUCUUGGUCUGGGGCGCAUUAGGCAUGUUGAUCUGCCAGUUCCUCGUCGCCAUCAUCGGCGUGACAGUCGGGUUUAACCACACUCAUCCGGACCCAGCCGAUCCGAACCUCAGCCUGGCGGACAACAUCCCGGCGGUCAACGCCCAGAUCGCGUUCAUCGCCAUAUUUAUCUUCUUCUUCGCGUCCACAUGGGGUCCCGGGGCGUGGAUAGUGAUCGGGGAGAUUUUCCCGUUGCCGAUUCGCUCGCGGGGCGUUGCGCUGUCGACGGCGUCGAACUGGCUCUGGAACACGAUCAUCGCCGUCAUCACGCCCUACAUGGUCGGCGAAGACCACGGCGACCUCAAAUCCUCGGUCUUCUUCGUCUGGGGCGGCCUCUGCACGACGGCAUUCGUCUAUGCGUACUUCUUGGUGCCUGAGACGAAGGGCCUCACCCUGGAACAGGUCGACAAGAUGAUGGAAGAAUCCACGCCGCGCACCUCGAGCAAGUGGAGGCCAACCUCUACCUUUGCGCAUAGCCGGGCCCGAGAUGGCGUGUUGGAGAAGGAGGUGAUGGAUGACGUCGCGCGACGAGGCUCUGCGUUCUGA
Messenger RNA from Cladophialophora psammophila CBS 110553, 1689 nucleotides. RefSeq lists its product as uncharacterized. Bases 1 to 1689 code for a protein of 562 amino acids. The record is from RefSeq and is a predicted model, not a curated record. Gene Ontology annotation, biological process: transmembrane transport; carbohydrate transport. Gene Ontology annotation, cellular component: membrane. Lineage: Eukaryota; Fungi; Ascomycota; Eurotiomycetes; Chaetothyriales; Herpotrichiellaceae. The transcript is spliced from 5 exons. Gene Ontology annotation, molecular function: carbohydrate:proton symporter activity.